AUGGGGACUGAACAGGAGCGGGCUGAGCACGCGCCCGCAGCUUCCGGUAUACUUGACCCGCUUCGCCGCCACGCGCUGCCUUUAGUUCGCCUAAUAGUUCGCGCGGCCCGGCCUUUGUUCUGUUCACAGCGUCUCCAGCCCGCCAAUGAGCACACUCGUCUUCGUUGCGAACCAAAUCGCGACAGUCGACACGGCAUAAUACAAGUCUGCGCGAAGAAAUCACAA
Messenger RNA from Iphiclides podalirius (scarce swallowtail), 225 nucleotides. NCBI's taxonomy places the organism in Eukaryota, Metazoa, Arthropoda, Insecta, Lepidoptera, Papilionidae. The record is from the annotation of a GenBank genome assembly.